GGCCCCGGCCUCCUCGCCGUGACCUGGGUCGAAGCUAGUCUCGGGCUCCUCCUGCUCGGCGCCCGCAUGUACACCCGAGCGAGGAUCGUGAGAAAGGUGGGAUGGGAUGAUUGGACCAUGGUCUUUGCCGCCGUAAGCUUCCAAGCCAUCGCAUGUGUACAGGUCCUGGCUAUCAUCACAUCGGUCGUCGUGACCAUGGAGGUGCACUACGGCGUGGGCAAGCACGCGGCGUACAUCGCGCCGCCGGACCUGAUCAAGGCGGUCGAGUGGAUCUGGAUCUCGGCGCCCUUCUCGACCAUGAGCGCGUGCUUCGGCAAGAUCUCCAUCGCGCUGCUCAUCAUGCGCAUGAUCAACCGCAACCGCGCCUUCUCGGCCUUUCUGUGGACGCUCAUCGUGCUGCUCUUCCUCAUCAACUUGUUCCUGACCGUCAUCACCUUCGCCCAGUGCACGCCCGUCACCUGGCUGUGGGACCAGCUGAACCCCUUCGCCGGCUACCAGGGCUCGUGCUGGGACCCGAAUAUUCAGAAGAAUUAUGGGUAUUUCCAGGGCGCAUUCUCGGCCUUCUCCGACCUGGUCCUCGCGCUCUUCCCGAUCCUCGUCAUCAAGGACCUCAAGAUCGACGCCAAGCUCAAGGUCGGGCUGUGCACGGUGAUGGGGCUGGGCAUCAUCGCGACAGUCGCAGCAAUCGUCAAGACGGUUGAGCUCAAGAACCUGUCGACGCCCGACUUCACGUACAACGCCAUCGUGCUCGUGUACUGGUACAUCACGGAGAACUGGGUCAUCGUCAUCGCGGCCUGCAUCCCUACGCUGGGCCCGCUGUACUUCAUCGUGACGGGCCAG
Lasiosphaeria miniovina is the source of this 840-nucleotide messenger RNA. RefSeq lists its product as uncharacterized. The annotation marks the transcript as partial. NCBI's taxonomy places the organism in Eukaryota, Fungi, Ascomycota, Sordariomycetes, Sordariales, Lasiosphaeriaceae. The record is from RefSeq and is a predicted model, not a curated record. The transcript has 3 exons.